CAGGACUUCAGGAAGCUCAUGAGUCCAUCAAGUAACAUGAAGCACAAGUUUAGGCCGAUGAAGAAAAACUCCAAGGUGGAUAUCCUUCGCUUUUCAUUAGGAAAGUUUAAGCCUGCCUUGAGACAAAACUCAUCUAAGAAAGAGCCCACUUCAACCCAAAUUACCCUACAAGCUGACAAGCUCCCAGAUCUUCCUACUCCCCCUUCCAAACUUCAAAAUAUUCUCAUUGAAUUUAAUCGGCUAAAUGAAGAUUCAUUAAGAUCCGUGAAAAAGAAGAGUCGCCCUAAAAAUUCUAAAAGAACAAUAAAUGGAUUCUUUGCUUUUCGAACAUUUUAUAGCAAAUCUAUCUUCAAACCUGAUCAUCAACGCCAGCUUUCAUCGCUCCUCGCCGAAGCUUGGAGGGAAGAAAAGAAAAAGUCUAUAUGGGAUAAAUAUGCAGUUGUUUACAGAUUGCAAGCGCCAGAUAUAGGAUUUUUCGAUUGGCUAUGCGCUAAUUUGAACUUAGAAACGUCGACGAACAAACCAGAAGUCAAUUCUCCGGAAAUGAAGAAGCAUUCGCUCGGGAGGGUUGAAGAUUUGUUCUUGUCACCUUAGCUAUUUAAACGAAAAAAAAAAAGAAAAGUACUUUUGAC
Molecule: messenger RNA, 632 nt
Organism: Hyphopichia burtonii NRRL Y-1933
Lineage: Eukaryota; Fungi; Ascomycota; Pichiomycetes; Serinales; Debaryomycetaceae
Exons: 1
Coding region: 37-594 (185 amino acids)
Biological process (GO): positive regulation of mating-type specific transcription, DNA-templated
Cellular component (GO): nucleus
Molecular function (GO): DNA binding, bending
Source: RefSeq, a predicted model, not a curated record